Molecule: messenger RNA, 867 nt
Organism: Symbiodinium natans
Lineage: Eukaryota; Dinophyceae; Suessiales; Symbiodiniaceae
Source: the annotation of a GenBank genome assembly
AUGGCACAUAGGCACAGCAUCUACACAUACCGAUUGCCACGGUUUGAACCGUACCUCAAGCGCAUCGAGAGCGAGGCCCGUGAGGAGCUCCCGAACUCCACCUCCGUUGGUGAGGAGCUGCGCCUUGACGAGUCCAGCUCAACAGUCGUUGCACAUCCUAUGGUCUCCAGGUUGUUUCAAGAAGUGCCGGCCACUCCAGCCCGCCAGCGUCGACAGGCCCAGUUCUGGUCGCCCCGCGAGGGCACGCCGGCGCCCAGCCCGAAAAGCAGCGCCUCGUCGCAGUCCCCGGCAUCACACAGGCCCGGCAGGCCGGAAGAGCGAGCUGCAGGCAGACCGGUAGAUGCGGACCUGCAAACGGAGGAUGCAGAACGAUGCGAUGGCCGUUAUGCUGACUCAGCGGAAGAAGCUGAGACUGAGGAAGAGGAUCCGCCGCCGACGACUGCCCCGUUCCAGGACCAACAGGCCCGCGCGCCCCAGCAACGAGGGCGGGAGGAGAGGGCUCCGGCGAAGGCCCCUUUGCUGGAGAGCCACCGCGGCUUCAGCACAAGUCGCCGCCCAGAGGCCUCCGGGUUCGACGGCCGACGUGGCCGGAGCACUAGCCAGCGUGGUCGAAGUGUGAGCCACAGUGAGGAUUCAGACUGUGCGGCCCGCCCAGCACCGCGGACGACCCGCCGUGAGGUGCGGCCCGAAUCCGCACCACCUGCGCCACGCAGUUGGGCACGGCCGAGCCCCAGGGCUGCGCCAGUCACGACGCGUUCAGGCCUCCCUGGCCGCAGGACCUCGGCUCUGGGGGUGGCAUCGCGAUUUCGCCCCGGGAUGGGCCGACUGUCAUCGAGGACGGACAACGACAAUUGCCGACAGAUGUGA